This is a messenger RNA of Hevea brasiliensis (rubber tree), 694 nucleotides long. Its product is annotated as ethylene-responsive transcription factor ERF098-like. Bases 56 to 511 code for a protein of 151 amino acids. Gene Ontology annotation, biological process: ethylene-activated signaling pathway; regulation of DNA-templated transcription. Gene Ontology annotation, molecular function: DNA binding; DNA-binding transcription factor activity. The record is from RefSeq and is a predicted model, not a curated record. The transcript has a single exon. Lineage: Eukaryota; Viridiplantae; Streptophyta; Magnoliopsida; Malpighiales; Euphorbiaceae.
GUUUGAAACAUUAUAUACGUUAAAGUACUAUUAUUUUAUCUUCUCUAGCUAGCGUAUGGAAGGCCCCAGCAGCAGCCGAGGAAAGGACAAGGAAGAGAAAGGAAGAGAAGAAGUGCGUUACCGGGGCGUGAGAAGAAGGCCUUGGGGAAAAUUCGCGGCGGAGAUUCGAGACCCUUCAAGACAGGGAGCAAGGUUGUGGCUUGGAACAUUUGAUACUGCAGAGGAAGCUGCUCGUGCUUAUGAUAAAGCAGCAUUUAACUUGAGAGGUCAUCUUGCAAUCCUUAAUUUUCCAAAUGAGUAUUACCCUCAAGUCGUGGGAUCCUCUCCUCGUCCUCCUCAUCACUCUUCUUCUUCUUCUUCUUCAACAUUUAGUGCAAGCCAGAGUUUCGAGAGGGGAACUUCGUCCAGUGGGCAAGAAAAGCAAGUUUUUGAAUUUGAGUAUUUGGAUGACAAGGUGUUGGAAGAGCUUCUUGAAUCAGAAGAAGAGAAGAAGAAACGACAACAAGAUUGAUCACUAUUAUAUAAUUUCUGGUUUUAAUUAUGGGUUUCACUUUGGUAUUGUUCUUGAUUUUCUUGAGCUUAAUUAAUCCCUCAUCAUCAAUUUUCACAUUAAUUAUAGGAGUUGAUAUGAUAUGAAUAAGAUUUGUUUGCAAUAAUAAGAUUGUUAGCAAUUUAUGGUUUGUUUGCCACACAA